CUUCACAUUUUUUUGGCAUUAAAUCGAUGAAAACACGGUUUGGGGGUAGCUAUGGGUGUUCACGACUUGUGGUCCAUCGUUGAGCCGGUUCGCGAAUCGGUGCCGCUGUACAGUUUGAGCGGAAAGACGCUGGCAGUUGACCUGAGUUUAUGGGUAUGCGAAGCUCAGCAUGUCCAGGCUAUGAUGGGGCGAGUUACCAAACCACACCUGAGAAAUUUAUUUUUCAGGGUGUUCUCCCUCACUCUUAUGGGGGUAAAGCUUGUGUUUGUGAUGGAGGGAGAGGCCCCUAAAAUUAAAGCAGAAACAAUGAGCAAGAGGACAGAAACAAGAUAUGGAGGAUUCAAAAAGGCUUCUGCCCCCAAAACUUCAACAAACACCAGCAGAGGGCGCUUUAAGGCUGUGCUCAGAGAGUGUGCAGACAUGUUGGACUAUCUGGGUGUGCCCUGGGUGACAGCUGCAGGGGAGGCUGAGGCCAUGUGUGCCUACCUGGACUCACAGGGCCUGGUGGACGGCUGCAUAACUAAUGAUGGAGAUGCCUUCUUGUAUGGAGCCCGCACUGUCUACAGGAACUUCAAUAUGAACAGUAAAGACCCUCAGGUGGACUGUUACAGGACUUCCAGGGUACAAACGGAGUUACAUCUCUCCAGAGAGAAUCUAGUUGGUCUGGCCAUUCUCCUUGGCUGUGAUUAUAUUCCUAAGGGCAUACCAGGUGUUGGUAGGGAGCAAGCUCUGAGGCUUAUCCAGAUGCUGAAAGGACAAACACUUCUGCAGAGGUUCCUCCAGUGGAGGGAGGAGAACGCAGAUGUGUCUGAGGGAGUUGUGAAGAAGGUUCCUCACUGCAACUUAUGUCGACAUCCUGGCUCAGCAAAGGCCCAUGAACGUCGCGGCUGUGUUCUUUGUGAGAGUAAACGAUUCUGUCAACCUCAGGACUUUGACUACCAGUGUCCCUGUGACUGGCACCGAUAUGAACAGACACGGCAGGCCUCGUCUUUUGAGGCAAAUAUCAGGAAGAAAACACUGGCAUGUCAGCAGUUUCCUUUUACAGAGAUCAUUCGUGAGUUCCUGAUUUCCAAGGAUAAGCCUGUGUCACAUUUCAAGAGGAGACAGCCAAACAUGCUGCUAAUGCAGAAAUUUGCCUUUGACAAGAUGGAGUGGCCGAAGCACUACACCAGUGAAAAGGUUUUAGUCCUCAUGACCUAUACAGAGUUAAUGAACAGAAAAUAUGGAAGAGAAAUGUCCUCCCAAAUUAAGCCUCUCAGAAUAUUGAAACCGAGGGUGAGGAAUGCCGUCGCUUGUUUUGAAAUCAUCUGGAGCACACCAGAACAUUAUGUGUUUCCUGAAGAUCAGCCCGCAGACGAUCAACAUGAGGUGAGGACGGUGGAGGAAGAGUCUCUCUUCCGUGUGGCCUAUCCAGAGGUGGUUGAGAGCUACCUGAGAGACAAAGCUCUGGCCGAAGAGAAGAAGACCAAGAAGAAAAAGCUAAAGAAUAAAAAGGAGAAGCCAUCUGAAGUCUCUGAUGGUAUUUCUGACCUCUUGGCUCAGAUGACCCUUCAGAGUUCCUCUGAAACUCAACCACAUGCGGCACUCCCUGCCAUUUCAACCACAGAUGAACCAGAAGUGGUGGCUGUGGACACUCCAGUGAGCCAGAAACAGCAGCGCAAGUCAAAAGAGGAACACAGCACUGUGGCUGAUUGCCCAAAUACUCCUCUGUCUCAUUCAGAAUCAGAGGCUGCUGCGUCACCUUCUGUCUCUGCUGUUAUCAACGCUCUCCACCUGAGUGAUAUUGACUGGGACACUGUGUCCUUCACGUCCUCUCCAACUCCACAAUCAGCUACCAACCACACCGCUGAGGCCAAGCUGAGUAAAACCACAGACAGUGAUGUCAAGGAAAGAGAGAGCGAAAACACCAAAGAGAAAACCUCAAGUGACGUCAAAGAAGCGGACUCCAGAUCUGCUCUGGAGGUGUGCUUCACAGAGCGUCCUCUGAGGGACAGGCUGCUCAUGAGGAACACAGCGAAAGCUAUAAACCAGAAGGAGAUAGCCAAUGAUGCAGUGUCAAAACAACUAAACUAUGAGUUAUCCUCUCUCAAACACAUUCCUUCUCAUAACUUUAACGGACAGAUUGCCAGUAAAGACAGCAGUCACAUUAAACUGUCAGGAAAGGAAUCUACUGUUUACAAAAAAGAGCCGCUCACUGACAAAAGGCAGUGUGCAACAAAUAAUGCAGAAACUCACAGUUUAAAACAGCAGUUAAGGCCUGCAGUUCAAAGUAAGACAGCGGACAAAUGUAUCGGCUCACAAAAACCUCCUCAGAAAUAUAAAUUUGUCCGAAAAGCCAUUUCAUCAUCGACUAUCCCGCCACAGAGGUGCCACUCAGACCCAGGUCAACGUGACAAAGACAGCAACGUGCCUCAGAACAUCAAGAAGAGCGUGUGUAUGAGUGUGUGUUCAUCCAGCGAGGACAGUGAUGCAGAGAACCAGCAGUCUGGACCUCAGAGAAAAGCUAAAAUCAAGCCCAUGAACCAGAUCAAAAUCUCAAACUUUUCCCUGAAACCUAGAAACACCAAACCGACAGUGAAAACAGCUCCCACUGUUCAGUUAUUACCAACAAGAUCUCAGAGCUACAGUGCAGAUAGCGAAAUCAACAGCACACCCGAGACAACAAAAGGCCAGGAUGUCUCACCAGCUCACGUGGAUGUUGGUGUGGUCCCUCAAACUCCAGCAUCGCCUGUCGUCGCGUUAGACAGCGAUGAUUCAGUUAUUUGCAGUGAGAGUCCGCUGCCACUGGCAGAGAGACUGAGACUGAAGUUCCUGAAGUGAGCAGCACCAUCACCGGAUGAAGGAGAAGACCAUACUGAAGACACACGCAGGCCUAACUUGCCAGAGAGGUGUGAAGAUCUCAGGUGAAACAGCAUCCUCUUACUCCUUCAUUAGACAGAUCACAUCAAACUGAUAAUUGUUGUCGUGCAGACUUUAAAGAGUAAUUUCCCACAAAAGGAAUCUAAUUAUUUUUCUUUCUAUCACAUUAUCCGUCUAUUUAGCCUUAU
Molecule: messenger RNA, 3047 nt
Organism: Plectropomus leopardus (leopard coralgrouper)
Lineage: Eukaryota; Metazoa; Chordata; Actinopteri; Perciformes; Serranidae
Gene: gen1
Product: GEN1 structure-specific endonuclease
Molecular function (GO): four-way junction DNA binding; 5'-flap endonuclease activity
Source: RefSeq, a predicted model, not a curated record